Molecule: messenger RNA, 420 nt
Organism: Strongyloides ratti
Lineage: Eukaryota; Metazoa; Nematoda; Chromadorea; Rhabditida; Strongyloididae
Exons: 2
Coding region: 1-420 (139 amino acids)
Molecular function (GO): nucleic acid binding
Source: RefSeq, a predicted model, not a curated record
AUGGCUUCUAAUAAAUUAAACAAAUUUGUUUCAAAAGAAAAUGAUGGAAAAGAAAUUAACCAGUUGGAUCAAAAGAUUCGUGAAAAAAGACCUGGAUUGAACAAAAAAAAAAUCAUUUUUCACCAGGACAAUGCACAUGCUCAUACGUGCUUGACUUCUUUAUCAAAAAUUUCAAGUUUGAGAUAUGAAUUAUUGCCAAAUCCAUCCUAUUCUUCAGAUUUAGCUUUAUCUGACUUUUAUUUGUUUUCUAGAUUUGAAAUAUUUUUAAGUCGAAGGCGAUUUUCAUCAAUUGAAAAGCUUCAAAAGACCGUAGAUGACUAUUCUGAAAGCUUUGAAGAAAAUCACUUUAAAAAGGGUAUAGAAGCUAUGGAAUCUAGAUGGAAAAAAUGCAUUAAGCCUGAAGAGGAUAACGUCGAAUAA